GAUAUCCAAUAAAAAUAACACAACAUGAGCGAACAAAAAAAAAAGAAACUUCCAUUUGUGUUCAAGAGGAUUGUGUUAGAUGACGACGAGGCAGGUAUUGAAACAGAUGCCGGCGUGUUAUGCGAGGUUAUGAUAAAUGGUACAAAAAACAUCUCAUAUGUUCCCAAAAGUUUUCUGUCAAGCCUGGGUAUUGAACUGCCUAAGAACUUGCACGAUAAAGAAAAUUGCUCGUCCAAAACAGUUGAUACUUCCGGGGAUAACCUAGAACGUGACGUUAGUAUACAAGCAUCUGGCAGCACGACUGCUAUUCGGACUGUUUCGCAUGUAUUGCUGCCAACGUUCAAUAGCUCCAAUGCUACUGUGAAGUGGGAUGACCAUGAUACCAAAAUGAUGCUCAAUCUGUACGCCGAAAACUUGAACCACGUUGGACCAUUCAAAAAGUUCAAAACAAAAAAAAAAGAUGUGGGAACACAUUGCGGUUGACAUUUCAACAACCUUCAGUAAAUAUGUAAAUGGUCAACAAUG
Neodiprion fabricii is the source of this 525-nucleotide messenger RNA. RefSeq lists its product as uncharacterized. Lineage: Eukaryota; Metazoa; Arthropoda; Insecta; Hymenoptera; Diprionidae. The record is from RefSeq and is a predicted model, not a curated record. Bases 25 to 483 code for a protein of 152 amino acids. The transcript has 3 exons.